This is a messenger RNA of Puntigrus tetrazona (Sumatra barb), 2228 nucleotides long. RefSeq names its product fucosyltransferase 8a (alpha (1,6) fucosyltransferase) (gene fut8a). Gene Ontology annotation, molecular function: glycoprotein 6-alpha-L-fucosyltransferase activity; protein binding. Gene Ontology annotation, cellular component: Golgi cisterna membrane. NCBI's taxonomy places the organism in Eukaryota, Metazoa, Chordata, Actinopteri, Cypriniformes, Cyprinidae. Gene Ontology annotation, biological process: protein N-linked glycosylation. The record is from RefSeq and is a predicted model, not a curated record.
GGAAAGGUUAAUCUACAAACUAAAUUAACAACAAAUGUUUUACCCAUUUCACCAGAGCCUCUUUAAUAGUUGUUGCUUUUGCCUGAAAACACACGUUAUACAAUCGUGACGACUCACAGAAAGGGAGAGGGAAUUGUCCACGCAUGUCCCAGCUAAGCUUUUUAUAGGACGCACAGUUUGGACCGCAAUCCCUUGCGGAGGCCUCAGAGGAAUAAGAACUCGUCAGAGCCGUUGGUUCUCUGAAGUCUCAUAAGUGAAGUCUGAAGGGAUCUGGAAACCCUCCGCCCCUUCUCUGCGAGGGGCCGCUGCCAUGAUAUAACCUCCAAGCCUCUAAGCGCACACGCAAGCGAGACCCAGUGACCCCCGACGUCCCCCUUCCGCUCUGGAGGAGCCCCGAGGUGGAGCGCUGCCGCUGAGCUGAGUAUGCCUCAAACUCCCGUGUUGUGAAAGGAGAGUGUGUGCUGGGCAGCACUAGGCGCCAUGCGUCCGUGGACGGGCUCGUGGCGCUGGAUUAUGCUGGUGCUGCUGGCCUGGGGCACGCUGCUUUUCUACAUCGGGGGUCACCUCGUGAGGGACAGCGAGCAUCCGGAACGGUCCAGCAGAGAGCUCUCCAAGAUCCUGGCCAAGCUGGAAAGGCUGAAACAGCAGAAUGAAGAUCUGAGACGCAUGGCAGAAACUCUGAGGUUACCUGAUGGACAGGCCGAUGGUGGUCCCGGAGCCGUGGGUAAAUUACGCAACCUUGAAGAACAACUGAUCAGAGCUAAGGAGAAAAUCAACUCUUAUCGCAGCCUCCCUGCUGAUGGUCCAGGAAAGGACCAGGAGGAGCUAAGGAGGAAGGUGGAGAAUGGUGUGAGGGAACUUUGGUAUUUUGUUCGCAGUGAGUUGAAGAAACUAGCACCGAUGGACACAGGAGCACUACAGAAACAUGUGGACACACUAAUGCAGGACCUCGGACACCAGCAGAGGUCCAUCAUGACAGACCUGUAUCAUCUGAGCCAGGCGGACGGUGCUGGAGACUGGAGAGAGAAAGAAGCUAAAGAACUGUCCGACCUAGUACAGAACAGAAUCACCUAUCUACAGAACCCUGAGGACUGCAGCAAGGCUCGCAAGCUGGUGUGUAACAUCAAUAAGGGUUGUGGUUACGGCUGCCAGCUGCAUCAUGUGGUCUACUGCUUCAUGAUUGCCUAUGGCACACAGCGCACCCUCAUAUUGGAGUCACAGAACUGGCGCUACGCCACCGGCGGAUGGGAGACUGUUUUUAAACCUGUCAGCGAGACCUGCACUGAUCGUACGGGGGCCACCACUGGGCACUGGUCUGGUGAAGCAAACGAUCGGGAUGUUCAGGUCAUUGAGUUGCCCAUCGUGGACAGCCUGCACCCCCGUCCCCCGUACCUGCCCCUGGCCAUCCCUGAAGACCUUGCGGACAGGCUUCAGAGGCUUCAUGGAGACCCACCUGUGUGGUGGGUCUCUCUUAUCAAGUACCUGAUCCGCCCCCAGGCUUGGCUGUUGAAGGAAAUGCAAGAGGCCACCGCCAAGCUGGGCUUCAAGCACCCCAUUAUAGGGGUGCAUGUGCGCCGUACAGAUAAGGUAGGGACGGAGGCGGCAUUCCACCCCAUAGAAGAGUACAUGGUGCAUGUUGAGGACCACUACCAGAGUCUGGCCCAGCGCAUGCAUGUGGAUAAGAAACGGGUUUACCUUGCCACUGACGACCCUUCUCUACUGCAGGAGGCCAAGUCUAAGUAUCCUGAUUAUGAAUUUAUUAGUGAUAAUUCUAUUUCAUGGUCGGCUGGGCUGCACAACCGUUACACUGAAAACUCUCUGAGAGGAGUCAUCCUGGAUAUCCACUUCCUCUCCAGGACCAACUUUUUAGUGUGCACAUUCUCUUCACAGGUGUGUCGAGUGGCCUACGAGAUCAUGCAGACUCUCCACCCAGACGCCUCAUCCUUCUUCUUCCUCGAUGACAUCUACUACUGCCCGAUUGGGCAGAACGCCCACAACCAGAUCGCUAUCUACCCGCACCAAGCACGCAAUAGCGACGACAUUCCGCUUGAGCCGGGAGAUGUGAUCGGCGUUGCGGGCAACCAUUGGGAUGGAAACUCCAAGGGAAUCAACCGCAAAACGGGCCGCACCGGCCUCUACCCCUCUUAUAAAGUCAAGAAGAUUGAGACAGUGAAGUAUCCCACGUACCCAGAAGCGGACAAACUUCUUAAGAAGCCGUAGAUUGAGAC